Messenger RNA from Colletotrichum orchidophilum, 1614 nucleotides. RefSeq names its product amino acid permease. Gene Ontology annotation, cellular component: membrane. Gene Ontology annotation, biological process: amino acid transmembrane transport. The record is from RefSeq and is a predicted model, not a curated record. The transcript has 3 exons. Bases 1 to 1614 code for a protein of 537 amino acids. Gene Ontology annotation, molecular function: amino acid transmembrane transporter activity. Lineage: Eukaryota; Fungi; Ascomycota; Sordariomycetes; Glomerellales; Glomerellaceae.
AUGUCUCCUAAGAAGGAGGCACCGAUAUUGGAGAUGAGGGCAUCGAGGUCGCCCAGCGAUAGGGGUAUGUCCGAGCCCAUCGACACCGCAGAGGGUGUUAAGCUCGAGCGGAACAUCUCGAUCCGGCAUAUGGUAUUCAUGGCGUUGGGUGGUUCCAUUGGUGCCGGCCUCUUCGUCGGAUCUGGUGCUGCCCUCAGCUCUGGCGGACCUCUGUCCCUCGUCCUCAACUUCGCCCUCGUCGGCUUCGGCGUAACAUGUACCAUGGGCUGCUUGGGUGAACUCGCCGCCGCGUAUCCCGUAGCGGGCGCCUUUUACGAGUAUUCGAGGCGCAUGAUAUCGGAGCCCUGGGGAUUUGCAAUGGGCUGGAACUUCGUCUUUAACUGGCUUAUUGUCUUCCCUUUCGAGCUCACGGUGAUCGCAGCACAGAUCAAGUACUGGGCCCCAACCUUGCAGCCGGCUUAUGUGAUAACACCAAUUCUGGUUGUUCUGACCGCGACCUCGUUCCUUGGCUCCAAGUGGUUCGGUGAAAUUGAACAUGCUCUCGGCAUCGGCAAGGCCCUCGCUAUCACCGUCUUCAUCUUUGUUGCGAUCUUCAUCAUCACUGGCGCAGUCCCAUCAGAUCCACGACACGGAACAGGAGCCAAAUUCUGGCACGAUCCCGGCGCGGUGAAAAAUGGUAUUUCCGGAUUCUUCUUGGUCUUCCGAACCGCCGGCAUGUCGUACGGUGGCACGGAGCUCCUUGGUCUGACGGCGGCCGAGUGCAAGAACCCCCAGAAAGCCCUACCUCUGGCGACCAAGAUCGUCUUUGGCCGCAUCUUCUUCUUCUAUAUCGUAUCGCUCCUCUUGCUCGGUUUUGUCGUCCCAUCCAAUGACCCUGACUUGGCCUCGACCGGCUCCGGUGCCAAGUACAGCCCUUUCACGCUCGCUGCGCAACUCGCCAACAUCCAGCAUCUCCCAAGCUUCUUCAACGCCCUCAUCGUUUUGGCAAUCGUGUCGAUGGCCAAUACCAGCAUCUUCGCGGCCAGCCGGGCCUUCCAAGCCAUCUGCGAGAGGGGUAUGGGCCCCCGGUGGGGAGCCACAGUGAAAUGGGGCGUUCCCGUGUACGCCUUCGUAAUCACGUCCGCUUUUGGUCUCCUGGCCUUCGUCAACCUGGCACCCGGCGGCGGCGCCAUCUUUGACUGGCUAUUGAGCCUCUCGGGAGCUAGCAACUACUACACGUGGGCGUCUAUCUGCGUCAGUCAUAUUCGUUUCCGCAAGUCGUGGGCAGCGCAAGGACAUGACCCCAACACGCUCCUUUGGAAAAGCCCUUUUGGCGUAUGGGGAGGCUGGGUUGGACUUGCCAUUUGCAUUCUAGGGCUGUUUGCAAAUGUUCUGACGGCCAUUUGGCCCGUCGGCGGCCAUGAUGCGCAGGCCAUCAUCCGCGACAAUCUCGGGACAGUGAUACCGAUUGUAUUGUAUAUCGGCUACCGGGUCUGGCAGUCGAGGAUCAUGAAGGUGGAGCAGCCUGUACUCAUUCCAUUGAAAGAUAUGGAUGUGCGGACGGGCAUCCGUCUCCUUGACAAUGUUUCUAGCUCGGACGACGCAAGAGUUACUACAAUCACUGGUGGCAAGUGA